UGUUGGUGAUUGAUGGAUGUCAUUCUACCGUACACCAUAAAUUUCUGGCAACGUUCUGUACGAAUUGGACAUUUUACAUUCCGUCGACGAUAUUUUUCAGUACCAUGGACGUGGCAGCCUCUGCAUCAACUCCUACGGCCUCUUUCCACCCUUUUUCGCGCCUCCCUGCAGAGCUUCGUGUUCGUGUCUGGAGCUUCACGAUAUGGCCGAGAAACGUGGACUUCAUAAUGUGUGGUUGGCAGAAUCAAAUGAACGACAAUAGCUUUGCCUCUUCGACUACCCUUAAACAGCGUAAUGCGGUGCCAGCAAUCCUCCACGUUUGUCGGGAAUCCAGAUAUGAGGGAAUGAAUUUCUAUACCCUUCUCCGACAUUCAAUCACUGGUUUGGGCAUAGGAUACUUCAACUUCGAUCUAGACACUCUUUUCAUCAGUCCACGAUCUUCGAAGGACGUCAAAUACCAUGCAAGUCAAUGCAGUCCUGCGCCGUGGACAAAUGCCAUGUUCUUCCGGCUCACGAGUAUUGCUGGAAACUACGUUCCAACACCUCUCGCGGAACUUUCCUGCAUUGGCAAACAAAUCAAUAUCGAACAACUUCAUUUGAUCAAGACAGUUGUGGUACCUUGGGACUUUGUUUUCUUGGGAUUUGAUUUGUCUCGGGAGUACAUGUUCUGCAACAUGAGGGGCAUUCGAAAGAUAACUUUUAUGUUCGAAGCGCAAUUCGCACGUUCUUCCCGGCUGGUAUCGGACAUGCAGAGCCAGCUUCGCGCGGAAGCGGACGACACGAGGGCACGCUUUCCUGACUGGGUUGAGCCACAAUGGGAAUUUGAGUUCUUAGAUUAAGAAAAGUGUUUAUGUCUGUUCCGUUCAGGUGCAAGUCUUUC
Mollisia scopiformis is the source of this 880-nucleotide messenger RNA. RefSeq lists its product as uncharacterized. The record is from RefSeq and is a predicted model, not a curated record. The transcript has a single exon. Lineage: Eukaryota; Fungi; Ascomycota; Leotiomycetes; Helotiales; Mollisiaceae. Bases 105 to 839 code for a protein of 244 amino acids.